Messenger RNA from Lachancea fermentati, 711 nucleotides. The record is from the annotation of a GenBank genome assembly. Lineage: Eukaryota; Fungi; Ascomycota; Saccharomycetes; Saccharomycetales; Saccharomycetaceae.
AUGAGCGUUUCCGACAGAAGACGUAUCCUCGGCCCAACGAAUGCAAGGCCCAUUCAAUUUGCACCUUUAAAUGAAGACUCGAAAAAAAUCGAUACAGAGCGGAAGAAUUUAAACAAGUCGGUCUUCAUCGAGAAUGGUCUUGUAUCAAACUCGAAUGGAUCCUCAUAUCUGGAAACAAGGGACUCGAAUGGGAUAGAAUAUCCCACUCUUCUUCUAACUUCUGUUUAUGGUCCUAGGCCAACUAGAGGCUCUUUCAAUUCUAAAGCGUCUUUAACUAUUCAAUUCAAAGAAGUGACGGCAGAAAAUUUCCCAACCGGUGAACUUAAAGAACUUUGUAACUUCCUCACCAACAUAUUCAAUGCUGUCAUAAAUCUAGCUGGAUAUCCUAAGUCGGGAAUUGAUAUCUUUUUAAAUUUGAUUCAGCAUGAAGGCCCUUCUGGGGAAUAUAGCAGGGAGGCUAUUCUUCCUACCUGUAUCAACGGCAUAACGUUGGCUCUGGUUGAUGCGGGCAUUGAAAUUUUUGACAUGGUGAGUGCUGGGAGUUAUAAUGGAACGGUAGUGUCUUUUACUAAGAAUGGGGAAGAAAUUGUCGGCCUGUGGAAGGAUACUGGUGACGUUGAAGAUCUCGUGGAGACCAUAGAAAAAUGCAAGGAGCAGUACUACCAAAAUCGUUCCACUAUGAUAAAAUACUUGAUGCAAAAUAAAAAAUGA